GGGGCGGGCCGAGUGGCCCGGGGCUCCUCCCUCCUCGGCCGCCCGCACUCUUAACCCGCGCUCAGGAACGCCCGAGUCACUGGGCUCCGCCGAGCAGAGAACCGUGGGCCCGCACGCGUCCGGUCCCGAGGUCGCCGCCAGCACGCGACAUGGCCCCCGCAGCGGCGUCGGGGGGCAGCUCCCUGCCCAGCGGCUUUGCCGUCUUCGCCACCUUCCCUGACCUGCUCUUCAUCUUCGAGUUUGUGUUCGGGGGCCUAGUGUGGAUCCUGAUCGCCUCAGCCCUGGUGGCCAUCCCACUGGUGCAGGGCUGGGUGAUGUUCGUGUCUGUCUUCUGCUUCGUGGCCACCACAGCAUUGAUGGUUCUGUAUAUAAUGGGUGCCCAUGGUGGGGAGACAUCCUGGAUCACCCUGGACGCGGCCUACCACUGCACGGCCUCCCUGUUUUACCUCAGCGCCUCCGUCCUCGAAGCCCUGGCCACCAUCUCCAUGUAUGAAGGCUUCACCUAUAAGCAAUACCACGAGAACAUCUCUGCCGUGGUCUUCUCCUAUGUGGUCACCCUGCUUUACGUGGUGCACGCGGUGUUCUCUCUGAUCCGAUGGAAGUCUUCCUAAGGCAGCCACAGAACCCUCCGGAGAGUCCGUGGCAUUGACUGGCUGCCUUCCAGCAUAGCCUUUGAGAAUGCAGGGGUGCUC
Molecule: messenger RNA, 692 nt
Organism: Sorex fumeus (smoky shrew)
Lineage: Eukaryota; Metazoa; Chordata; Mammalia; Eulipotyphla; Soricidae
Gene: MAL
Product: mal, T cell differentiation protein
Exons: 4
Coding region: 150-611 (153 amino acids)
Biological process (GO): myelination
Cellular component (GO): membrane
Molecular function (GO): structural constituent of myelin sheath
Source: RefSeq, a predicted model, not a curated record